Molecule: messenger RNA, 2609 nt
Organism: Trifolium pratense (red clover)
Lineage: Eukaryota; Viridiplantae; Streptophyta; Magnoliopsida; Fabales; Fabaceae
Product: wall-associated receptor kinase-like 14
Exons: 4
Coding region: 261-2354 (697 amino acids)
Biological process (GO): protein phosphorylation
Molecular function (GO): ATP binding; protein kinase activity
Source: RefSeq, a predicted model, not a curated record
ACACAACAAAAACACAACAUGAAACAAGUGUGAACAAAUCCAACACAACUUGCUUAUGUAGCUUCUUCCUUCAUUUGUUUUAUUCAUUUUCCUUUUUCAUACUGCAACUGAAUUUACUUCUUCAACUGCUACAUCACAAUAAUCACAAUAUUAGUAAUUUCAGUUUUCAAACUUUCCAGAACAAACAUUUAAAGGGUAAUGACUAAUGAUCUUGAUCAGUGAUUACCAUCUUCAAAUUCUUCAGUUGUCAUCUCAAAAAAAUGCUUCUUCAUAUUCAUCAAAAGAUGAACUUUUUAAUCAUGUUCAUAAUUUUCUUAUUGAGCAAAACAAGAGCACAAAUCAACAACACAAUCUGUUUGAAUCGUUGUGGAGAUAAAAUUCUUGAUUACCCUUUUGGAUUCUCUGAUGGUUGUGGAAUUAAGCUAAACUGUAUUGAUAAUAAAGUCCAAAUUGAUGAGUUUCUGAUUCAGAAUAUGACCAAAAAUAGUAUAUUGAUUUACCUUCCUGCAAAAUGCAACCGUAGUAUUGAAUCUAUUCAACCACUUUUCAGUGAUAAUUUUGCUCCAACAAGGAACAAUAGUUUUCUAGUUCAAGAUUGUUCAGCUCCUUUAGGUGGAUGUGUGAUUCCAGCUUCAAGUUUUGUUGGAAAUCAGAUUGAGGUUGAAAGCUGUGACAGCAAAAGUAGUAACAUUAGUUGUUUUACACAGCAAUAUCAUGAGGGAGAUGUUGAUGUUUUGUCAUACGAGGAAUUGAAUAAAACUAGAUGUAACUAUUUGUUCUCAGCCAUUGCUGUUGAACAAAGUAAAGAGAUUUCGUUGCAGUUUCAAGCUAUUGAAUUGUCAUGGUGGGUUAAAGGUUCUUGUGAAUGUUCUAACAAUGCUACUUGUUCAAAUGUGACUCUACAAGGAAAUGGUUCUGGAUUUCGGUGUCAGUGUUUGGAUGGUUUCCGGGGAGAUGGAUUUGCUAAUGGCAUCGGUUGCCGGAGAGCUCCAGGUUGCAGUGCUUCAACACUAACAUCCGGUGGAUGUGGGAGUGCAACCAAAAUCGGCGUUGUUGUCGCAGUGGUCGUAACCGGAGUUGUGAUCGUGGCUGCUCUCAUUAUUCUAUGCUUCUGUGCCAGGCGACGUUUUACUUGGUUGAGAAAACAUACCAGAGUAAAGCGCCUACUACGUGAAGCUGCCGGAAACUCUAUUGUGCCUCUCUACUCUUACAAAGACAUAGAAAAAGCCACAAAUUCUUUCUCUGAUAAACAGAGGCUGGGAACCGGGGCAUUCGGUACAGUCUAUUCUGGAAAACUUCACAAUGAUGAGUUUGUUGCAAUAAAGAAGAUACGGCAUAGAGAUACAAACAGUGUUGAUCAAGUCAUGAAUGAGAUCAAGCUCCUUUCUUCGGUGAGUCACCCAAAUUUGGUUCGCCUCCUAGGUUGCUGCAUUGAGGAGGGAGAGCAGAUACUUGUUUAUGAAUAUAUGCCAAAUGGAACGUUGUCUGAGCAUUUGCAAAGAGAGAGAGGUAAAGGUCUUCCGUGGACAAUACGACUCACCAUUGCCUCCGAAACCGCUAAUGCGAUAGCUUAUCUCCAUUCUUCAAUUCAUCCCCCAAUUUACCACAGAGAUAUAAAAUCCAGUAAUAUAUUAUUGGAUUAUAACUACAAAUCUAAAGUAGCUGAUUUUGGACUUUCUAGGCUUGGCAUGAUAGAGACAUCACAUAUUUCAACUGCUCCACAGGGUACUCCAGGCUAUGUGGAUCCUCAAUACCACCAGAACUUCCAUCUUUCUGAUAAAAGUGAUGUAUACAGCUUUGGUGUGGUUUUGGUAGAGAUAAUAACUGCCAUGAAAGUGGUUGAUUUUGCCAGACCUCAAAGCGAGGUUAAUUUAGCUGCACUUGCUGUUGAUAGGAUUAGGAGGGGUUCUAUAGAUGAGAUUGUAGAUCCCUUCCUUGAACCAAAUAGAGAUGCUUGGACUCUAUAUUCCAUUAAUAAGGUGGCUGAGCUUGCAUUUAGAUGUCUUGCUUUUCAUAGUGACAUGAGACCAACAAUGAUGGAAGUGGCCGAAGAGCUUGAGUACAUCAGACGCCGUGCAUGGGCAACUAUGGAGGAAACCAUAUGUUUGGGUUCGUCGAUUGGUUCUGCGAUUUCUUCGCCUCGCAAUGGAAGUGAGAAGUCAUUCGGUGGUCUUAUGUUAAAGAAAGUAGGGCAAGAGAGUGAGGAAUUGAUUGUUCCACCCAAGAAUGAGAACCUGUUGCAAUCUAUGGAAUUGGAGGUGAUAGACAGCUCCCCUGUAUCGGUGCAUAAUCCUUGGUCGAGUGGACAGAGCUCGCCUUCAUCAAACAGCUUGUUGGGAAAUGUUGUUCGGUGACAUAAGCAUAAGCAUCCUGCAAUGUGAAUAAUACUAAAGGCAUAUACAUAACAGUUUUCGUUUCUCUUUCAGCUGUCAUUGAUAUUUCUAUGUGUGAUUAAGAUUCUGGUUUACUAACAAUUUCCAAAAGCUUAUAUGCAAAAAUAAUCAGCAAUAGAUAUACAAAAUUUUCUAUGCAGACAAGAUGUAAUUGUAAACUAUGAAUAGUUAUUAUGUAAAAUUUUGAAUGGAAAAGACGAACACCUUUGGGCUACA